UAUCUGGUCUGGGCGGCAUGGGAAAAGGUCCCGCUCGGCUACCGGUCUCGGCUGACCGCCUGAGCUGUUCGCGUUCGACAUCGUCAAGCACGUUGCUCGAGGUCUGACCGGAAGCGCCAGUGUUGAAGCUCGCACUUCGCCGUUGGGCUAGCGAGAUGAGUGGCUCGCCGCAGACGCAGCGACUGAGCCUGAACAUCGUCAAACUGUGGAGCAGCGAGGGGAAGGUGAAGCCGUGGAGCGCGCGUCGUCGUCGUUGCUUCUAGGGAGCACGUCGAUCGAGCUCGCACACUCUCAACGCUUGUCAGCAUCGCCGCAUCGAUAGCCAUCCGACGCAGGCAUGCGCACUGUCAUCAUUGGCGGCGGGCCCAGUGGCAUCGUAACGCUCAAGACGCUCCUCUCAAGUGCUGCGAUCUCUGGCGCAGAGCAUACCCAAGUCGAAGCGAUCUUGCUCGAGGCAGAAGAUCAGCUCGGCGGUACAUUCCGCUACAGAGGCUAUGAGAACGCCGAGCUCGUCAGCUCCCGUCAGCUCACCGCCUUUUCGGAUUUCAGGAUCCCGAGAAGCGAUGUCGGGCCAGGCGAUCACGUCUCACUACCGGCGUAUAUCGACUACUUGGAGCGGUACAGUGACCACUUUGAGCUGCGUGCGAAGCGCGAGAUCCAGUGGGACGGCCAGCCUGGACGGAUACGGACAGGCUGCAAGGUAGUCAGACUCGAACGGACAGGAUCUGGCCAUCGCGUUACCUAUGUCAAGCGAAAGCAGCAAGGCAACUUGCACGACGACGCUGGGAAGCUAUGGGAAGCACAAGAACACACACUCGAAUGUGAUGCGCUCGCAGUCUGCUCAGGCCUACAUGUCACCCCCUCCAUACCGGUCAUACCUGGCAUAGAGCACGUCAAAGGCGAAAAACUCCACUCAUCGCAAUACAAGGCACGCUCGCAGCUGGCAGGCAAGAAAGUCCUCAUACUCGGUGUCGGUGAGACAGCGAUGGACAUCGGCUACGAGUCCAUCAGGGCAGGCGCAGAGUCUGCAGUCAUGUGCACUCGUUCGGGCUUCCUGAGCUUCCCCAAGGUGCUUAAUGACUUUGAGGUCUUUGGUUCUACGUUCGAUGGCCAGCUGCCUAUCGAUGGACUCAUCACCAAUCUCAUGGAGACCGCAUACGUCCAUCCCUGGGUCAAGGCGACUCAUCUGCGGUGGCACUUUAGCGAUAUGAUCAUCAAGCGCGUUCUCUUCGUCCUGACGGGCACACAAGCCGGUUGCGCCCAAUGGGCCGGCUCACUCCCGCCAGAUCGUCUGGGACGAGCCUACGUCAACCUCAACAAGAGCAGCAAAGCCAUGCCGUAUCUCAUGCGGCCUUUCAAGCCAGCAAAGCGGCGAAUGGACGCUAUAGCCCGCUACAUCGAUCCACCCGAAGCUGCUCAGUCUGACAAGAUCAUCGAUCUUGCACCCUGGCCAGAUCACAUCCAGGAGGACGGCCGCGUCAUCUUUGGCAACUCGCGCGAUGGUUAUCCAGAGGCAAAGCGGAUGAAAGAUCCAACUCGCAUAGUCAAGCCUGACCUCGUCAUCUAUGCUACUGGCUACACGCAAGAAUGGGCAUGGGCAGGUGACUAUGCACGCCCUCAGGAUACCGCGAUCGAUGUGAUGGACUGCUUCGCCUCUAGCGAUCCCACCUGUGCUUUCAUCGGGCUCGUCAGGCCCGGCGUUGGCGCAAUUCCACCCAUUGCAGAAGUACAAGCCAUGAUGUGGGCGGCAGUGCUUCAAGGCGUAGCCCGGCCAAAGCCCACCUCACCUCACUAUCGACUUAUCGCAAAGAAAGGAGCAAGGAUCCAGUAUGGCGUCGAUUACUCAUCCUACAUGCACGGCUGCGCAGACGUCAUGGGAGCAGCGCCUUCGCUCUGGCCUCUUCUCUGCGAGCAUGGCCUCCAAGUCUUCUUCAUCUAUUGCUUCGGCGCAGCCUUUGUCUCAUUCUACCGACUCACCGGGCCGUUCAAGUCAGACAGAGCACCUAUUGUAGCCAAGGACGAGUUAUACGAGACCAUACAGCGCCGAGGUCUGUUGGGCAAUGCCUUUAUGGGCCUCAUACCCAUGAUCUUUUACGCAUUCGUCAACCUGUCUGCGCUCAUUCUAGAAACCCUCUGGCUCUCCUUCUCGACGCCCAUUCGCAUAUGCAUGCCACGUUCCACGCUGCAGAAGCUACACGCAGCAUGACAAAUCUGUCUGUUGACGCGCAAUCAAU
Mixia osmundae IAM 14324 is the source of this 2234-nucleotide messenger RNA. RefSeq lists its product as uncharacterized. The record is from RefSeq and is a predicted model, not a curated record. Lineage: Eukaryota; Fungi; Basidiomycota; Mixiomycetes; Mixiales; Mixiaceae. Bases 338 to 2206 code for a protein of 622 amino acids. Gene Ontology annotation, molecular function: flavin adenine dinucleotide binding; NADP binding; N,N-dimethylaniline monooxygenase activity. The transcript has 2 exons.